AUGACGUCGUCGCUCAGUAGAGACCUUAUCUUUUUAAUUUUGCAGUUCCUUGAUGAAGAAAAGUUCAAAGAAACUGUUCACAAGCUCGAGCAAGAAUCCGGGUUGUUCUUCAACGCAAAGUUCUUUGAGGAGCUUGUGUUGGGUGGCAACUGGGACGAGGUUGAGAAAUAUCUCUCUGGGUUUACCAAAGUGGAUGAUAACCGAUAUUCAAUGAAGAUAUUUUUUGAAAUUCGCAAGCAGAAGUACCUUGAGGCAUUGGACAAGCUUGAUCGAACCAAGGCUGUGGAUAUCCUGAUGAAGGAUCUGAAAGUUUUUGCCUCUUUUAAUGAAGACUUGUUUAAAGAAAUUACUCAGCUGCUCACAUUGGAUAAUUUUAGGGAAAAUGAUCAGCUUUCCAAUUAUAGAGAUACAAAGUCAGCAAGAACAAUUAUGCUGAUUGAGCUCAAGAAGCUUAUCGAGUCAAAUCCCCUUUUCCGUGACAAAUUGCAGUAUCCUAACAUAAAAAAUUCAAGAUUACGAAUGCUUAUCAACCAAAGCUUGAAUUGGCAGCAUUCCCUUUGUGGAAAUCCAGGGCAAAAUCCUGAUAUAAGAACCCUCUUUGUCGAUCACAGUUGUAGAAAUGCUAAUCAUCCGUAUCCCCAACUAGGACCAAGCAAUCACCUCAUAGCUGCUGCACCAAAGUCUGAAGGCUUUCUUCCAAUAGUUGCAAAUGGGUCAUUCCAACCUGCACCUGCACCUGCACCUGCGCCAGCGCCAGUACCAGUACCAAUACCAGUUCAAACACCUUUAACAACUUGGAUGUCCAAUCCCACAACUGUAACUCAUCCAGUAGUUCCUGGAGGUGGAUUGAAUUUCAUCAGCCCAAAUCCAGGUAUAGUUGCAAUGCCAAAAGGUCCCGGGGAUUCUGAUUUGUCAAGACCAAGAGUUUCUGGGCCUUUGGACAGGGCAAUGUUGACAGGAAAUAAUUCUGGUCAAAAUCAUCAUGGCUUGGCCUUUAACAUAACCGAAGAGCUGCCCAGGACUGUGGCACGGACAUUAAAUCAAGGCUCAGCUGCUACAAGCAUGGACUUCCACCCUAUCCAACAGACUCUACUUCUGGUUGGAACUGGUAUUGGGGACAUUAGUUUGUGGGAAGUUAGUUCGAGGGAGAAGUUGGCCUCGAAAAGUUUUCAGGUAUGGGAUAUUGGAGCAAGUUCAAUGGUAUUGAAGGCAUCUAUAAUCAAAGACCCAUCUGUCUCAGUUAAACGUGUAUUGUGGAGUCCUGAUGGUUCUUUAUUUGGGGUUGCAUAUUCUAAGCAUAUGGUGCAGUUAUACACUUAUUAUAGUGGACUUGAUAUUCGGCAGCAUAUCGAGAUUGAUGCUCAUGUUGGAAGUGUAAAUGAUCUAGCAUUUUGCACCCCCAACAAGCAACUAUCUGUUAUCACUUGUGGUGACGACAAGACCAUCAAGGUGUGGGAAGUGGCCACUGGUACCAAAUUGUAUACGUUCGAAGGUCAUGAAGCUCCUGUUCAUUCUGUCUGUCCCCAUUCUAGGGAAACUGUUCAUUUUGUCUUUUCAACGUCAGUGGAUGGAAAAAUUAAGGCAUGGUUGUAUGGCGUGAUGGGAUCUAGGGUUGAUUAUGAUGCUCCUGGUCGAUCAUGCUCCACAAUGGCAUAUAGUGCUGAUGGGAAAAGGCUAUUUUCAUGUGGGACCAGUCAAGAUGGGGAGGCACACAUGGUGGAAUGGAAUGAAAAUGAAGGGACUAUAAAGAGAACUUACCAAGGAUUUCACAAGCGUUCUUUGGGUGUUGUUCAAUUUGAUACUACCAAGAAUAGGUUCUUGGCUGUCGGUGAUGACUACUCGAUCAAAUUCUGGGAUAUGGAUAGUCCUUCUAUUUUGACAACCAUUGAUGCAGAGGGAGGCCUGCCAACAAGUCCACGUAUUCGAUUCAAUAGAGGGGGCAACCUAUUGGCUGUUUCUGCAAAUGAUAAUAGAAUCAAAAUCUUGGCAACAGUUGAUGGUCUCUGUUUGAUGCGCACAUUCGAAGGCCAUUCUCCGGCUGCCUCGAGACUUGGAAUUGCAUCUGAGGCACCGCUAAAGAAUGGUGACACUAGAAACUCAGAAGGUGCAAAACUAAGGGUGCCUGAAGAAGUACACCCACCAAAGAUAUGGAAGCAAACUGAGAUUAAUGAUCCUUCCAAGCUUCAUUCGUUGAGGCUCACAGCUCGUGUUAAAACCGAUAAGAUUGCAAGGUUGGUCUACACAAAUUCAGGCAAUGCCAUCUUGGCACUUGCAUUAAAUGCCAUUCAUCUACUUUGGAGGUGGCCUCGAAACGAGUAUAAUUCGAGUGGGAAGGCAACAACCAAGGCUACCCCUCAAUUGGUGCAACCAGCAUCUGGCAUAUUAAUGAUCAAUGAUCUAGUUGAUGGUAGAUCAGAAGAGGCCGUGUCAUGUUUUGCUUUGUCCAAGAAUGAUUCCUACAUCAUGUCAGCAUCUGGAGGGAAAAUUUCCUUGUUCAACACCAUGACAUUCAAGACUAUGACAGCAUUCAUGCCUCCACCACCUGCAGCAACGUAUCUUGCAUUCCAUCCUCAAGAUAACAAUAUUGUUGCAGUGGGAAUGGAUGAUUCCACAAUUCACAUAUAUAACGUUCGCGUGGAUGAGGUCAAAAGCAAGCUUAAGGGUCACUCUAAGAGAAUCACUGGUCUUGCCUUCUCUAAUGUGCUGAAUACACUUGUUUCCUCAGGCGCAGAUUCUCAGGUUAUUGUUUGGAGCACUGAUAGGUGGGAAAGGAAGAAAAAUUGUGUCUUGCAGAUUCCUGCUGGAAGGACACCUGCAGCUAUGUCAGACACCCAAGUUCAGUUUCACCAAGAUCAAAUCCAUUUGCUUGUUGUACAUGACACUCAGCUUGCCAUAUAUGAAACAACAAAACUUGAACGCUUAAAUCAGUGGACCAUUGAAGAAUUUUCAGCACCAGUCUCCCAUGCAACGUUCUCUUGUGAUAGCCAGUUAGUUUAUGCCAGCUUCUUGGAUGGAACUCUGCGCAUAUUUGGUGCAUCAAAUCUUCAAGCGAGAUGCCAGAUCAAUCCCAAUGCCUAUCUUCCGUCAGAUGCCAGUUCUUCUGUAUAUCCACUAGCAAUUGCUGCACAUCCCCAAGAACCUAAUCAGUUUGCCAUAGGCUUAACGGAUGGCAGUGUUCAAGUUUUCGAGCCUCUUGAAUCAGAGGGCAAAUGGGGCGUCCCCCCACCUGCUGAAAACGGAGCAUCAAGUAGCAUGCCUUCCGCUCCCGCACCUCCAGUUGUCGCUUUAGACCAACCCCAGAACAUGGAUCCACGUAUUCGAUUCGGUAAAUGGGGCAACCUAUUGGCUGUUUCUGCAAAUGAUAAUAGAAUCAAAAUCUUGGCAACUUUUGGUGGUCUCGGUUUGAUGGGCACAUUCGAAGGCCAUUCUCUGAUUGCCUCCAGACAUACUCACAAACUAAAUAUUGCGGGUGUAAUUGCUAGAAACUCAGAAGGUGCAAAAACACGGGUGCCUGAAGAAGUACACCCACCACAGAUAUGGAAGCAAAACGAGAUUAAUGAUCCUUCCAAGCUUCAUUCGUUGAGGCUCACAGCUCUUGUUAGAACAGAUAAGAUUGCGAGGUUGGUCUACACAAAUUCAGGCACUGCCAUCUUGGCACUUGCACUAAAUGCCCUCCAUCUACUUUGGAAGUGGCCUCGAAAUGACCUUAAUCCGAGUGGGAAGGCAACAACCAAGGCUACCCCUCAAUUGGUGCAACCAGCAUCUGGCAUAUUAAUGACCAAUGAUCUAGUUGAUGCUAGAUCAGAAGAGGCUGUGCCAUGUUUUGCUUUGUACAAGAAUGAUUCCUACAUCAUGUCAGCAUCUGGAGGGAAAAUUUCCAUGUUCAACACCAUGACAUUCAAGGCCAUGACAGCAUUCAUGUCUCCGCCACCUGCAGCAACGUAUCUUGCUUUCCCCCGUCAAGAUAACAAUAUUGUUGCAGUGGGAAUGGAUGAUUCCACAGUACACAUAUAUAAUUAUCGCGUGGAUGAGAUCAAAAGCAAGCUCAAGGGUCACUCCCAGAGAAUCACUGGUCUUGCCUUCUCUAAUGUGCUCAAUACACUUGUUUCUUCAGGCGUUAUUGUGUGGAGCAGUGAUAGGUGGGAAAGGAAGAAAAAUUGUGUCUUGCAGAUUCCAGCUGGUAGGGCACCUGCAGCUAUGUCAGACACCCAAGUUCAGUUUCACCAAGAUCAAAUCCAUUUGCUUGUUGUACAUGACACUCAGCUUGCCAUAUAUGAAACAACAAAACUUGAAUGCUUAAAACAGUGGACCAUUGGAGAAUUUUCUGCACCAAUCUCCCAUGCAACAUUCUCUUGUGAUAGCCAGUUAGUUUAUGCCAGCUUCUUGGAUGGAACUCUGCGCGUAUUUGGUGCAUCAAAUCUUCAAGCGAGAUGCCAGAUCAAUCCCAAUGCCUAUCUUCCGUCAGAUGUCAGUUCUACUGUAUAUCCACUAGCAAUUGCUGCACAUCCUCAAGAACCUAAUCAGUUUGCCAUAGGCUUAACAGAUGGCAGUGUUCAACUUUUCGAGCCUCUUGAAUCAGAGGGCAAAUGGGGCGUCCCCCACCUGCUGAAAACGGCGCAUCAAAAAAUGGAGGGUCUUUGCUCAGACACUGUCGUUUUGAAGGGCUUUCUCUCUUCAUUAAUGGAAGCUGUAGUACUUGAAGCAGCCAUUUCUGCUUCGAAGGCACUUGCUUUGUCACUUUUCAUGGCGAAAGAUUUGCUAGGUUGCCUGCCUAACGGAUCCAGUGUCUUCCCAGAAGAGUUAGGACCAAGUCAAGGGUUUCCCUUGGCUGAGCUUCACACAAAGAAGAAACCUGAUCCUGAUAAUCAAGAUGGCAGUGAUACCGAGGAUGAGGAAGAUGACGACAAUGAGGAUGGCAAAGAUGAUCAGGAUGAUGAUGAUGACGAAGGUGAUGAGGAGGAGGAGCCUGGCAAAGAUGGCAAGGAUGGUGAGGAUCCAGAAGAUGAGCCUGAAGCCAAUGGUGAUGGUGGCAGCGACGACGAUGACGAGGAAGAUGAUGAUGAGGAAGAUGAAGACGAUGAGGACGACGAUGAUGAGGAAGAAGACGAGGACGAGGAGGAGGAGGAGGAAGAUGAGGACGAUAUUCCCCAGCCACCAGCUAAGAGGAGGAAAUGA
Molecule: messenger RNA, 5175 nt
Organism: Dovyalis caffra
Lineage: Eukaryota; Viridiplantae; Streptophyta; Magnoliopsida; Malpighiales; Salicaceae
Source: the annotation of a GenBank genome assembly